Molecule: messenger RNA, 1244 nt
Organism: Nothobranchius furzeri (turquoise killifish)
Lineage: Eukaryota; Metazoa; Chordata; Actinopteri; Cyprinodontiformes; Nothobranchiidae
Gene: crybb1l2
Product: crystallin, beta B1, like 2
Biological process (GO): visual perception; lens development in camera-type eye
Molecular function (GO): structural constituent of eye lens
Source: RefSeq, a predicted model, not a curated record
GGGGCCCUCCGCUCCUCACACAGACCACCAGCCAGAGCCCCGAGCCCACUCCUUUACGCACACACUGCCACAGUCAUGUCUGCUGGAGGAGAGAGAUCCAAGUCUGCUUCCCAGACGGACGGGAAGGCAGCUCAGAACAAGAUGUCUGAGAUGGGAAUGAAGUCCUACAAGAUGUACGUUUAUGAUCAGGAGAACUUCCAGGGCCGCUGCAUGGAGAUCAACGCCGAGUGUGUGAGCGUGUGCGACAUGGGGAUGGACAGGGUGCGCUCCCUGCGUGUCGACUGUGGGCCCUUCGUGGGUUUUGAGCAGAUGAACUUCUGUGGUGAAAUGUUCAUCCUGGAGAAGGGCGAGUAUCCCCGCUGGGACUCUUGGAGCAACUGUCAGAAGAACGACUACCUGCUGUCCUUCAGGCCCGUCCGCAUGGAUCCCGAGAAGCACAAGAUCUGCUUGUAUGAGGUUGGAGAAUUCAAAGGCCGCAAAAUGGAGAUCAUGGACGAUGACGUUCCCAGUCUGUUUUCCUACGGAUUCACCGACAGGGUGGGCAGUGUGAUGGUCAGCUGUGGAACCUGGGUGGGUUACCAGUUCCCCGGAUACCGCGGGAGCCAGUUCCUGCUGGAGAAGGGAGAAUACCGGCACUUCAACGAGUUUGGUGCUCGCUGCCCCCAGAUGCAGUCCAUCAGACGCAUCCGUGACAUGCAGUGGCACCCACACGGCUGCUACACCGUGUCCUCCAAGUGAAAUCCGGCGAGGGCGAGGAAGAGAGGGGCCGGAGGAGAGGCGGAGGCCGAGGGGAGGCGCAGAGAAGGAGGAGAUGGAGGGAGGGCGAAAAAGGAGAGGAGGAGGGAGAGGGUGUAAUGUCCUCUCCUCCAUCCUAAAAGCUCCCGGUGGUUUGAAUUAGAAGAUGGAGAGGAAGCAGAAGGUUGUUGUCAAAUGAGUAAUGAGGUCUUAUUUACUGUGAAAGAGAAGGUCAACAACCGCCGGUGUUGAAUCUGAUCAUCAAAACUCUCCACUUUCAUCUUCCUCUCUUCCUGUUUCAGUUCCCGGCUUCCCACUCACCUCGUUCUUCCUCCCCUUCCUCCCUCCCUCCCCCUCAUAUUCCACCAACACCAGCCCUCAUGCAGGCGUGGCUGUUUUUGUUUGUUAAUUUUUCCUGAUGUAGAAACUGAGAUGGACAACAAUCUCUUCAGGCUCAGAUCCGGCUGCCUCAUCAGCACCCAAAACCAUAAUAAAGCAUCUUUAACCCA